Messenger RNA from Penicillium diatomitis, 918 nucleotides. Its product is annotated as putative formin binding protein. Gene Ontology annotation, biological process: mRNA splicing, via spliceosome. The record is from RefSeq and is a predicted model, not a curated record. Gene Ontology annotation, molecular function: RNA binding; zinc ion binding. Lineage: Eukaryota; Fungi; Ascomycota; Eurotiomycetes; Eurotiales; Aspergillaceae. Gene Ontology annotation, cellular component: precatalytic spliceosome. The transcript has 2 exons. The coding region runs from base 1 to 918 and encodes 305 amino acids.
AUGGCUGAAUACUGGAAAUCAGCUCCUCGCUUUUGGUGCAAACAAUGCAAAAUAUUCAUUCGAGACACGCCCUUCGAGAAGACCCAGCAUGAAGCGAGUCCUAAACAUCAAGGAAGCCUAAAGCGCUUCCUUCGAGAUAUCCACCGCAACAACGAACAGCAACAGCGCGAAUCUCAGCGAGCCAAAAGUGAAGUUGAACGAUUACGGCAAGCUGUAUCCAGUGAACCCUCGAAAGAUGAUCCGAAUGCCUCGGCGGCGCCAUGGAAGAAGCGGGCCGCGCCAGUGUCUGAUGCUGCCAGUCGGCCCGUGAGUCUUGAGGAAAGAAAGAAGCAGAUGGAGCAGCUCGCUGAAAUGGGCGUGGCAAUCCCCGACGAGUAUCGCGGGGAGAUGGCUUUGGCUGGAGAAUGGCAGACGAUGUCGGAGACAAAAGUUGACGAGGCAGAGACCGGUGUCAAAUCAAUUGGAGUCCGGAAACGCAAACUUCAAGGCAAAGACGAUGAAGAUUCAGAGGAAGAGUUCACCAAUGAAUCCGCGCGGUUGGUGAGCAGAGGAUGGGGAUCCCGGAUGAGGUCUUAUCCUGGGACGCAGAAUGAAGGGGAUGGGGACUUGGAUGCUCUGCUUGCUUCGACCCAGGACCUGAAGAAAACCAAAGUCUCAAACACGGACGCCGACUCUGAUGGCGUGAAAAAGGAUCAGCCAGAGGCCACGACCUCACAGGCUACGAAAGAAGAGACUGCGAGAGACUCGAAGCUCAACGAGACCGACAACCCCUCGACUGUCAAGACAGAAGCUUCGGAAGAUCCAUCACCUAAUCUCGACGAACCAAAAACACCUGAAGAAGCGGCUGGUCCCAUCUUCAAGAAGCGGAAAGCCAAGAUUAUGAGAAAACAAACAGCCGAGCAGUCUGAUAAACAAUGA